UUUCCGACUCUCACACACACGCACACACCUGCAAACAGUGUAGCUCCCCUUGAGCGCCACGGCGUCGCAUAUUCCCCACUCACCUAUACACAGUCGCACCUCUGCUGCCGUGGCCCCCAUGUGGCCCCUCCCUUACCGGACUGGACCGAUAAAUAGGUUAAAUCUGUCACCUGGAGUAGCCGAGAUAAAUGCACCGGGAGCGUCCGGAGAUCCCUUGCCAUCCCUCCGCUGUUUUACCGAUCUGCCCUCAAAUCUUUCACCGGGCAUCAUCCCGUGUUGAUUUGACAGAGAAGAUUGAAUUUAAAUCGUGAUUUAUUAUUUUAUUAGAGGCGACCGGCAACAGCAGCAGCACCAGCUCCGGUUGUUAGACCCAGACCCGUGGGCGGCUGGGUGGCGUCUGUCUGGGCGAGCUGAUAGGACGAAGAUUUGGCAAUACCAACUGCUUCAUCCCAAAUUCUCAAGAUAUGGCGAUGAGAAGUGAGAUGUAGAAAACGGAUGGGAGGCCAUUCAUGUGGGUCUUGGCUUCAGCUAAAACGGACAAAAUCUUGCAGCGCCACCACGACCAUCAUCCUCAUCCUCCCCCUCCUCAUCUAACCAGUUGAUAUUUUUUUAAACAACUAUCUAAAAAGUGUGCAGGUCCCACACAGACUGCAUGAGUCUAUCUUUGGCUGUCAGACGGACUCCUCAAGAGCACAGGGCAGAUGCAAACAGACUAAGCACAUCUUGGCAAUUCAAAAGACCCUCAGCAUCUCCGCCAACGGUGUUCUAACCGAGCGGGGUGAAUCUCACACCGGGGGACCAAUCUUUUCACAGGCAGGGAGAAGAUGCCAUUCCACCAUGUGCGGGCAGGCCUGCUCUAUCCAGACAACUACCUGAGCAGCUCCCUGACGGAUGGCAGCGAAGCCUUCCAGCUCACCAGCAUCUCCACAGAGGAGCUGGGAGAGAUCCGUGAGGCGUUUCGUGUUCUGGAUCGUGAUGGGAAUGGUUUCAUCUCCAAACAGGAGCUGGGCAUGGCCAUGCGCUCCCUGGGUUACAUGCCCAGCGAAGUGGAGCUGGCCAUCAUCAUGCAGAGACUCGACAUGGAUGGGGACGGCCAGGUGGACUUCGAGGAAUUCAUGACGAUACUUGGGCCCAAACUGCUGUCAUCUGACAAUAGAGAAGGAUUCCUGGGCAACACCAUCGACAACAUCUUCUGGCAGUUUGACAUGCAGCAGCUGUCUUUGGAUGAACUGAAGCAGGUGCUGUUCCAUGCCUUCCGGGACCACUUGACAAUGAAGGACAUAGAGAACAUCAUCAUCACCGAGGAGGAGAGCCUCAAUGAAACCUCAGGGAACUGCCCUGAGUAUGAGGGAGUCCAUCCUAAGAAGAAGAAUCGGCAGACGUGUGUCAGGAAAAGCCUGAUCUGCGCCUUCGCUAUGGCUUUCAUCAUCAGUGUCAUGCUCAUCGCAGCAAAUCAGAUGCUGCGGAACGGCAUGGAGUAACCAAUUGCACUGUGAGCAUGGGGAGUGGACAGAACAGCCAUGACCUCACGUCUUGUCUUUGCAGCCAAAGUAGGACCAGCCACAACCCGGGCACUUCUCUAAACAAUCAAUUGAGUUUUUUGAGUUUAAUUUGAACUUACCUUAUAAAAGCAGACAAUGUUAGUUAAAUAAAGAGAUAUAUAUUUGUUUUGCUUUGAAGAUGUCACCAUGUAUAGUUAUUGGACUGACUGGUCACAAGGAUCUUGAACUGAAAAAAAUAAUUUUGUUUUUAUAUAAACCGUGAGAAUAAAUGGAGGGUUUUAUUUUGACGAAGACCACCCUUUAGAGUUGAUUUCCUAAUUACCGAAAAAUGUUUAUCAGGUGCUUUGAGCCAUUACUAAUUUCAAAACAAACAGUGGUUAUUAUGAACAACGGCAUAUUUACCCUCAAGAAGUAGUGUUGAAUGUGAGUGAAUGUGAGCACUGAAUGUUUGGCACAGUAUUUAAAUGCAUAGCAAAUUCCUCACAUCUCAUAUAGCCAUUUAUAAACAUCACACUUUAUGUGAAUCAUCUAAAUCCUCGACUGAGUCCACUAAUCUUGGGACACAUGAAGUCUUGAUGUGUAUCUACAACAAGAAGCACAACUCAAUACUCAGUAAAGGGCCAUUUAAGAAUCAUCACUGUCCCGCUAUGUCCUCUACUAUUAAGUCUUAGCAUUGAUUGAUUGAUUGAUUGACUUAACAUUUUUAAAUGACCACACAUUUGUGUGGGUGUGUAAAAGACAGUACAUAAUGUAAGCUCAGGCUGUCUGAGAGGUGUAAAAUGAAGGAAGAGACCAAAAUCAAAUAACAUUGGAGCUACGGUUUUGGUUAGUAGGAUCAGUCUGAGAUAGAGUCCGAUAUUUUUAGUUAUGUGCUGGUAGAAAAUAUUUUACCUCAGCAUCUCAUUGUAAUACUGCCCAACUGUGGUAAAUAUAAACCACACAAAGAGCAUGCCAGUAUAUACACUGCCAUAUCAAACAUUACUCUAACUUCCAUGGAUUUAAAUGUAUAAAUAGUACUAUUUAUCUUGUGUAAUGUAAUAUACUUCUCAAAAGCAGAAUGUAUAAAGGGUAAA
This is a messenger RNA of Sander lucioperca (pikeperch), 2575 nucleotides long. RefSeq names its product calneuron 2 (gene caln2). The record is from RefSeq and is a predicted model, not a curated record. The transcript is spliced from 6 exons. Gene Ontology annotation, molecular function: calcium ion binding. Bases 825 to 1481 code for a protein of 218 amino acids. NCBI's taxonomy places the organism in Eukaryota, Metazoa, Chordata, Actinopteri, Perciformes, Percidae.